Molecule: messenger RNA, 3471 nt
Organism: Pongo pygmaeus (Bornean orangutan)
Lineage: Eukaryota; Metazoa; Chordata; Mammalia; Primates; Hominidae
Gene: RASL11A
Product: RAS like family 11 member A
Exons: 6
Coding region: 2473-3201 (242 amino acids)
Molecular function (GO): GTP binding; GTPase activity
Source: RefSeq, a predicted model, not a curated record
GUAGCUUAUUGUGCAACAAAUUACUCAGUUGGUUAGAAAAUGGCAAGGUAUUAUAUAUGAAAUAUUUGUACUGGUUUGAAGAUAGUCCUUCUAAAUCAUCAAGGAAGAAAUUUAAAAUAUUUUUUUUUGAGACAGAGUCUUGCUCUGUCAACCUGGCUGGAGUGCAAUGGUGUGAUCUCGGCUUACUGCAACAUCUGCCUCCUGGGUUCAAGCAAUUCUGCCUCAGCCUGCUGAGUAGCUGGGAUUAUAGGCGCGUGCCACCACGCCCGGCUAAUUUUUGUAUCUUUAGUAGAGACAGGGUUUCACCAUGCCGAUCAGUCUGGUCUCAAACUCCUGACCUCGGGAUCCACCUGCCUUGGCCUCCCCAAAGUGCUGGGAUUACAGGCGUGAGCCACUGUACCAGGACAAAUAAAAUGUACAAAAAUAAGUGGGAUGUCAUCUAUUGCAUUACAGUUAAGCUCAGGAUCCAGAGUUUGCUUUUGAAUCCUAAAAAAAAAAAAAACCAGAUUGUUUAAAGCAUUCAUUCUUUGUGUGUUAUAUACUAGCUUGGAAUUGCUUUGACCAUGCAUGGAACAGGACUCAGAAAAUAAUAGUGGUAAUAGCGUUUGUCUUAGGCCAUUGUCUUGCUGUAACAAUAUACCACAGACCUGGGUAAGCAGUAGAAGCUUAUGUGGUGGUUCUGGAGGCUCUGAUGUCCCAAGGUAAAGGUGCUGGCAGGUUCGGUGUCUUAUGAAGGUUUGGCCUUAACUUACCUCUUGAUAACUGCCACAGUGGGAGUUCCUUUUUUUUUUUUUUAAUUGAAUGUUUUAUUUUGAGAUAAUUGCAGAUUUACAUGGAGUUACAAAUAAUAGAGAUCCCUUGUACACUGUAUCCUGUUUGUCGAUCAUAACGUCUUACAAAGCUGUAGUGCAGUUUCACAAUCAAGAUAUUGAUAAUAGGUGGGCAUGGUGGCUCACGCCUGUAAUCCCAGCACUUUGCGAGGCCGAGGUGGGUGGAUCACUUGAGGUCAGGAGUUUGAGACCAGCCUGGCCAACAUGGUGAAACCCGUCUGUAUUAAAAAUGCAAAAAUGAGCCAGCCAUCGUGGUGAGCACCUGUAAUCCCAGCUGCUCUGGAGGCUGAGGCAGGAGAAUCAUUUGAACCUGGAAGGCAGAUGUUGCAGUGAGCUGAGAUUAUGCUACUGCACUCCAGCCUGGGCAACAGAGUGACUCCGUCUUAAAAAAAAAAAGUGAUAAGCAUAAAGUCAAUAUGUAGAACAGUUCUAACACUACAAGAUACCUCAUGUUGCCUUACAUAGUCAGACCACCUCUAUCUCCCCUCAUCCCCACUGAUCCCUGGCAAGCACUAAGCUAGCCUUCAUUUCUUUAUGUCAUUUCAAGAAUGGAAAUGACCAGGAAUCAUGUAAGUUAGAUGUGACCCUUUGUCUUUUUUGACUUAGCAUAAUUCCCUGAAGAUGCAUCCAAGUUGUUUUGUGUAUUGUGUGUAUUUCUAUUGCUCAGUACAAUUCAUGGUAUGAACGUAUCACAGUUUGUUUAGUCAUUGACCUGCUAAAAGACAUUUGGGUUAUUACCAGUUGUUAGCUGUUGUUUUUAAGGCUGUUACGAGAACUUUUCAUGUACAGGUUUUUGUGUAAAUGUAAGUUUUCAUUUCUCUGGGAUAAAUGUCCAAGAGUGCAGUUGCUGGGUCUUGACGGUAGUUGCAUGUUUAGGUUUCUGAGAAACUGCUAAACUGUUUUCCAGAGAGUUUUCUACCAUUUUACAUUUCUACCAGCAGUGCAUGACUGAUGGCAAUUUCUUUGCAACAAUGGGGAUUAAGUUUCAUCAUGAAUUUUGGAGAGGACAUAUUAAAACAAUACCAUUCAACUGGAAACCUUUACUUAGCAAACAUGGGUCCUUGAAAUGUAUCCUCACUAAUCUUGCUGACAACUGGGAAUGUAAUACAGAGAAGGAGGUGAGGAGAGACAGAGAUACUCAGCAUUCAACCAAGAAAGGACUCUUCUCCCUUGAAAGUGCUGGAUUUUCACUCCAGUUCACCCACAGGUCUAGUGACUCCGGCUGGCUGCUGCGGGGCGAGGAGAUCCGCAGAGUGCCUAACUAGAGGCCACUCGCGCGCUCUGGACGGUGGCCGUAUCUCCAGGGUCUGGGCCCCGGAGCCGCAGUCCUGCAGCAGAGCGCCUGGAGCCGCGAGCAGCCAGCAGCCUGGCGAAGCGCACAGCCUCGGCGAUAGCCAGCUCCGCGGCCUCUGCUCCCGCCCCUCCCCGCCGCUCCGGGAAGGGGCGGAGACGAGGAGGAGCUGGGACGGCCGCUACGCUCCCGGGCGCACCAAGCCCUUUAAAAGCUGCGGGCCUUGACAGUUCUGCAGGCAGCCGCCGCGGUCCCGGACUUCUAGUCCGGCACUGCCAGCUGGCGAGCCGGCUCCGGGUGCGGCGAGGCCCAGCCCUCUCGGCUUGCGCCCCGGACCCUGGGACGCGCUCCAUGCGGCCGCUCAGCAUGUCCGGGCACUUUCUGCUCGCACCCAUCCCCGAGUCCUCCUCGGACUACCUACUGCCCAAGGACAUCAAACUGGCGGUGCUGGGCGCCGGCCGCGUGGGCAAGAGCGCAAUGAUCGUACGCUUCCUGACCAAGAGAUUCAUUGGAGACUAUGAACCGAAUACAGGCAAGCUGUAUUCACGGCUGGUCUAUGUCGAGGGGGACCAGCUCUCCCUGCAGAUCCAGGAUACUCCCGGGGGCGUCCAGAUCCAAGACAGCCUCCCCCAGGUCGUUGAUUCCCUGUCCAAAUGCGUGCAGUGGGCCGAGGGUUUUCUGCUGGUCUAUUCCAUCACAGACUACAACAGCUACUUGUCCAUCCGACCCCUUUAUCAGCACAUCCGGAAGGUCCACCCUGACUCUAAAGCCCCUGUCAUCAUCGUGGGCAACAAGGGGGACCUUUUGCAUGCCCGGCAGGUGCAGACGCAGGAUGGUAUUCAGCUAGCCAAUGAGCUGGGCAGCCUGUUCCUUGAAAUUUCCACUAGUGAAAACUACGAAGAUGUCUGUGAUGUGUUUCAGCAUCUCUGCAAAGAAGUGAGCAAGAUGCACGGCCUCAGUGGGGAAAGAAGAAGAGCCUCCAUCAUCCCUCGGCCCCGCUCUCCCAACAUGCAGGACCUGAAGAGACGCUUCAAGCAGGCUCUGUCUCCCAAAGUCAAAGCCCCCUCUGCACUGGGGUGAACUAUCUCAGACAGAUGCCUCUCCUUUUUCAUAUGCAUUUGUGCAGCUAAAAGACUGGGCUUCUCCCUUUUUAAUCACACAUUCAGAGUUUAUUUUUAUAAAAAAAAUUGAUUUUCAAGUACAUGUGUAUUUCUGAAAAUUCAAACAGUGAUUGCCUAGAAGCUGGAUAAAAUUUUGUUUUGUUUUAUUAAAAGAACUUUUUUUUUUUUUUUUUUUUUUUUAAACUGUAACCACUGGCCACUUUUCCAUUAAAGGCAAAAUGGCAACAUU